Prorocentrum cordatum is the source of this 678-nucleotide messenger RNA. The record is from the annotation of a GenBank genome assembly. NCBI's taxonomy places the organism in Eukaryota, Dinophyceae, Prorocentrales, Prorocentraceae.
AUGAACCACUCGCAGCUGCAGGAGCUGCUGCGCUCGCGCGUCGACGGCGUGCGCCUGUCCCAGGAGGUCGUCCGCGCUGGCGCGGAGCUGGACCUCAUCCGCGCGAACCACUUCCCGCCCUGGCCGGCGACGCUGCUGCGGCCGCGGCGCGCGUCGGCAGAGCCCGGCGACACCAUGACGUUCCAGUUUCGGCGCGGGUCGGCUCGGCCGGCGGAGCCUCCCGGACCCGCCCGAGGCCGACCGCGCGAGCGCGGACGCGGGGUUGCUGUCCGCGACGUGGCGGAGCUCGUCCCCCAUUCGUCUCCCGUGCUGCUGGCAACCUCCGACGCGUCGCUCCGGCCGGACUCCAAGGGCGCCGGCUCCGAGGUGACGGCCAGGCGCAAGUCGUCGACACAUCUGUCCGAGGCGCCGCCGUCGUCUGGGGCGUCGCGGCCGAGCUCGCAGAUGUCGCCCGAGGCGGCCAAGCUCUUCGAGAGGGUGCAGGAGCUCCAGCGCUUGCGGUCGCAGUGGUGGAGCAGGCGGCAGGGCCCAGGCGCCGUCGUGCGGCGCGCCCUGGCGUCCGAGGGGCUCGUGCUCGACCCCAACUCGAGCACCUACUUCCAGGCGGACAAGCCGCCCGCCGAGCUCUGCGAGGGGGGCUUCUUCGCGCAGGUGCACUCGUCCAUGACCGCGCUGUAG